AUGGAUGCGACGCGACAGAAGAUCGUCAUCGCGGAGGUCAUCAACGUGGCUCGCCGCAACGCAGACUUGCGUAAGCAGGUCCGCUUCCGAGGGCUUCCUGACACAGAAAUUCCUCUCGUGCCCGACGAGUGGGAUCCCUAUCAGCGGAAGUACAUCUGCACACACGGCUGGAAGGAGCGUGAGAGAUCGACGGGGAAGAGGAUGUCGCACAAGCUCCGCCGCACUGAGUGUCCGUUCCAGAUGCUUGCACAAGUCGUCCUUCGCCGAGAUGGAAAGUUGGGCAUCGUCAUGAAGCGAGAAGUCUACAGCCACAACCACCCCAUUUCCGACGACAUCUACAGGUCCUACCCAGGUAUUCGCCAGGUUCCUGCCGAGUCUCCGCUCAUGCCCGGAAUCGAGCUCCUGGUCGACGCCCAAGCCAGCACUUCCAGCGUGUACAAGUACAUCAGGGAGAACUCGAACCACCGCGUCUCGAUGGACGACGUGCGAAGCAUGAUCAGGCGAAUGAAGACGCAAGGCAAGUGGUUAUGCUGCUGCGUGGAAAUGUCCGAUGACGACGCGGUUGCGGAGAUGAUCCUGAACUUCAAUGGAGAGUCACCCGCUAAAGUUUUCGCAGACUAUGAAGCUUCCGUGCAGACAUGCAAUGGUCUACAGAAAAGUGUGUGGAAGCCCCUUCAUCAUCCCAUUCUCUUCCAUUUCGCCCAGGUAUGUCCAGUUUUUCUAUGA
Messenger RNA from Phytophthora sojae, 726 nucleotides. RefSeq lists its product as hypothetical. Bases 1 to 726 code for a protein of 241 amino acids. NCBI's taxonomy places the organism in Eukaryota, Oomycota, Peronosporomycetes, Peronosporales, Peronosporaceae. The record is from RefSeq and is a predicted model, not a curated record. The transcript is spliced from 2 exons.